GCUCGUGCUCGCACCACGUGACUGACUUCCGCCUGGAGUUUUCGCGACAGCUGGAGAGCGGUUGUGCCGCGGGAGUAUAAGGGUCGAAUUUCUAUACACUUUAAUUACUGCUACAUCCUUUUAAAAUGGGCGAUAAGAAGAGUCCGACAAGGCCAAAGAGACACUGCAAGCCGCCGUCAGACGAAGGCUGCUGGGACUGUAGCGUCUGCACUUUCAGGAACACCGCCGAGGCGUUCAAGUGCAUGAUGUGCGACGUUAGGAAGGGCACAUCCACACGGAAACCUCGUGCCGUUUCGCAGCUUGUGGCUCAGCAAGUACCUCCGCAGUUUGCUUCACCCACACAACCCAAAAAAGAGAAGAAGGAAAAGACGGAGAAGGACAAAAACGACAGGGAGCCAGCAAUGAAAAAGAACAGCCACAAAAAGAUGAGGCCAAGGUUAAAAAAUGUUGACAGAAGCAGUGCACAGCACUUGGAAGUCACAGUGGGAGACCUGACAGUCAUCAUCACAGACUUUAAGGAGAAAGCAAAGCCCUUAUCCUCCUCCACAAGCUCAUCCUCCUCCACAGCCACGUCAGCAGACCUGCGCAGCCAAAGUGGAUCCAGCUCGGAUAACACUGAAAGAGCAGUCUCCAGGUCAUCUUCUCCUCGGGGUGAAGGCUCAUCAGUCAACGGAGAAGCACACUAGCCUCUGAUAAGCCCGACAUUUUACUGAAGGUCAAAGAUUUUCCCGCACAUAUCCCCACUCCUUUUUUGACUGGACUGGAUGGGGCUUGGAGUUUCCCCACUAACAGUCACUGCACUAAGAUCAUAGGAAGGUCACAGCUGAGUAGCAAGAUGUUAUAAUACUGCCCAUGUAAAGCAACCAUCAGUGUGAUUUAGGAAUAUAUUGUUUUAGGGACUGUUUAUUCUAAUUAACAUCUCAUCCUUUCUAAACUCAUGGAACAACUUGCUGGCUCAGAGACAGUUACUGAUGUGUGUUCUGGAAGUAAAGAGAAUGUACCAAGUGGUACUUUAUGAGCUCUCUCUCACCUAACUGGUAAUUUAAAAAAAAAAAAAAAAAAAAGAAAGAAAGAAACUGGAUGAGAUUCAGGGUCAGUGGUCUUGGAUCCAGGAAAACACAAACAUUUGGACUGAGUUUGAGAUCCACUAAUAGAGUAUACGGCCAUAAUAUUGUGAUGUUUAACAUUAUUGGUAUUGUUCUUUCUUUAAUGAGGAAUAUUUUGGUAUGAGUUUCACAAAAGUGGAAAGUUUACAGAACAUAAAUGUGAAGAGUUUUAAGCAGGGAUGCAUCAGUACUGAUACUGGUAUUGGGUAACGGUUUGAUACCAUGCUCAUUUACUUAGACUUGUAAAAAUGCUCCAGUAUCUGCAUCCAAUACCAUGUGAUACUAUGGGAUGGAAGCCUAGUGUACGUUGCCAUGCUAAUGAACAGAGAAUAUGAAAAGAUAAUUAUCUGGACUUAUUUCAUGAUUUAAUGCUUAAAGCAAAACAGACUACAAAUGGUGCUCUGUAAAAAUAUCAAAACAACAGCAUCUUCCUUCAGUACAAGUAACCUGAUAAAAUAUGCUGUGUCAUUUAAGCAGUGUGCAAAUGUAGCCAACCUGUGCACACGGAGCAGCGUCAGCAAGCGUGAUCAUUAAAAAUACCCGCAGGGUACAGUGGAUUGCACACACAACGAUAUUCGCAAGCGUGGAGCAGUGAAGCGAGCAUGCAGAGAAACUGACACACAUGAGAGCACUUCAGUUCUGCGAGCACUGAGACAUGCACACUUCCUUCCCCUCGCUCGCCAAGUUUUACACCAUGCUUGCAAGUCAUUCACAAUUAACAGCACCUUGCCCUCAUUUUUAAUGACCGUUCUGGCUGAUACUAAUCUGCGUGCACAGGUCCGACGCCCUCUAUUAAAGAUAUUUAAACAUAAAACUCGCCACAAGAAGUUAAUUUCCAGCAGCAACCAACAUGAAUAGAACUAAAUAAAAUAAUCCAUGAUGCCCCUGAUUGAUUAAUACUAAGUGGGUUACUCAUUUUGAUAUCAGUUAUUGCUAUGACCACGAGUACCAAAAACAUGCACUCGUAUGCGGUUUGAAAAAAAAAAUGGUAUUGAUGCAUCCCUAGUUUUAAUUAAUGACUUGUGGUUAUAAAUGAUUGGACACAGUACCUGGAGUUGUUUUCAUGUUUUGAGAAAGUUGUUUGCUAGUUACUUUAUCAAAUGACAGCCACAGAGUUUUAUAAAUUUUGUUAUACUGCUUCUCACUUUACUACACUGCACAUGUGUAAGCUGUGUUCAGUGAUUAUAAAAGGUCGUAAAAUGAGAACUCCUUCACAGGGCCUACUGUUGUUGAUCAGCUUGUAAACCUUGAGGUGUUAAGGGAUUUUCCAUCAUUGUGUUCUGUAUGUCCAUCAUCAGCAUUUGUCUUUAAAAUACAAUUAUAGACAGAUAUAUAAAGCAGGUGUGCAUUCUUGCAUUCAUGCUGGAUGUUGCUGAAAAGGGUUGGAGUGUCCUUUUUUUUAUAGGCACUGCACUGUGUGUUAACCCCAGACCAUUUUACUCAUGUUCCCCAAAACUCACACUUUUGCAAUAUGAACUUAAAAGCAAUUUUUUUUUUUUAGAUAAUUAUAUUGGUUAGACUGCUUGAUAGGAAACUGUAGAUCUAUUUUCCAUGUUUCUUGUGUCUGUAAAGAAGCAGUUUGAAUUUAAAGUGCUUAGAUUAUUUUUAUUAUUAUUUUUUUUCAAGAAAAGCCAUGUUUCUCAUAAAGGAUUAAGUAUAUGAAAUCCUUUAUACAUUUCGCAUAAAGGAUUUAUAAAGAAUCUCAAGUAAUUAAAAUUUACUGUGGUUCUUCUUGGUUAAGGUUUAUAUUGCAUUUCCAAAUAAAAGACAAACUAUUCUAAAGUA
Pangasianodon hypophthalmus (striped catfish) is the source of this 2891-nucleotide messenger RNA. RefSeq names its product YY1 associated factor 2 (gene yaf2). Gene Ontology annotation, cellular component: nucleus. Gene Ontology annotation, biological process: positive regulation of DNA-templated transcription. Gene Ontology annotation, molecular function: transcription coregulator activity; DNA binding. The coding region runs from base 126 to 686 and encodes 186 amino acids. The record is from RefSeq and is a predicted model, not a curated record. The transcript is spliced from 4 exons. NCBI's taxonomy places the organism in Eukaryota, Metazoa, Chordata, Actinopteri, Siluriformes, Pangasiidae.